AUGGUUGGCGCUUCCUUCUCCAAAUCCUGGAUGUUCGUCUCUAACCAACCUUGCAUCCUGGAUCUUGCCUGUGUCAGCACUCAUCCCCGCGGCACGCAUGAGUCCUUUGUUGGCAAGCGUGAUGGCUCUGGCUUUCUAAGUCGCCGCACGGCCGAGUACCCUGCUGAGUUGGCCGCCUCUCUUGCAAGCUUGUGCGCUCCAUUCCUGUCCAGCCUCGGCAACUGUGUUGACUUCUCUCGGUGGCGUUCCUUCCUUCCAUCGGAUCCUGCGUGGGUGGAGCCCUCCUGCAGGGUGGAGGAUGGGGGCGGCAUCAACAGCACUGCGUGCUGGUUGCAGCCUGCUGCUGCUGACCUGCUGCAUUCACUCCGUUGUCGUUGGUCUCAACGCCUGUUCGACACUGGUUUGUGUCUGCGCAUUGCGGCUCACCUUCAGCUGGCACCUCAGGGACCACCAUUGGCGGAUGCGGAAAUUGCUCCAUUCCUGCAAGACAUAUUCGAGGCUUUCCAGGUGAGUCCUCCCGAGCAAGCUGACCUGCUCUUCAUUGCGCCGGGUCAACCCUUACGCCUGAGACUUCUGAAGUUCUUGUUGCAAAAGAUCCAGGACUCAGAAGCCUCUCUUUGUGACCAGUUGGAGUCUGGUGUUUCUUUAGGGGUGGGUGCUUCGCUGGAACCCUCCCUGCAUUGGCCCAAGCGUGACUCCGAGCUCGUCAUCCCGGCAUUGCAUCUCUGCGAGGGGGCCUGGAAAUCGGCUGAGAGCGAGCCAGACAUCGUGCAUACCUUGCUCGAAGAGGAACUUCGCGAGUCCUGGAUUACCGAGUAUGCAUCUCUUGAGGAAAUACAGAAUGAGUUUCCUCAGGUUGCAUUAGGACGACUAGGCCUUGUGCUUGCGGAAGGUCGCUCCCCCAGACUGGUCGUGGACUCCAGCGUCAGCGGCGUCACUUCUUCAUCUGUGAUCCCCAAUCACGUCUCCAAUCCUCGUAUUGAGGACGUGUCUGGCUGUGCACCCUCUUUUGUCCCGUCGGACCCCUGGGUGGGCGCCUCCAUUGACGUGAAGAAAGCUCACCGUCGCAUGAAGAUCGCCCCGCAUGAGAGGGCAUUGCUUGCGUUCUCCUUUCGGGGGCGCUACUUCGUUAGCAACUGCCUUAACUUUGGCGCUCGGGCUUCGUCUUGGUACUGGGCCCGCCUGGCCGGUGCCAUACACAGGGUCACUCACUUCAUCAUCUUCCUGAAGCACUUUCUUUGGGUCUAUGUUGAUGACUGGCUGGCUGGGUUUCGCAAGUCCACUGCUCCACUGCAUGUGAGUCUGUGGGUAAUGUUGCUUCUGUGCAUCAACUUGCCAAUUUCAUGGUCCAAAUGCUCCAUUGGUGAUCAGAUCACCUGGAUCGGCUGGAGGAUCUCCUUUGAUUCAUGGACCGUGGAGCUGCCGGCGGAGAAGAUUCAUCGCAUCCUUGACCAGCUCGCCUCGGUGUGCAAGCAGAUGCGUGUCAAAGUCAAGGACCUGGAAUCCAUCAUCGGGCGACUUCUCUGGCUGACAGGGCUUUGGCGCUUGCUGCGCCCCUUGCUUCAGCCCCUUUACGCCGCUCUGCGCGAUAUACCCUGCACAAUCGUGGCCGUGUCGCCGCAGCUGUGGACCCAGAUCCUGGACGCUUGUGAUGAUUCAGGGCGCCUCCAGCGUUCCUUGAAUCAUGCUUCAUUCCCGGAAGGUGCACGCCUCACUCGCGCUGGGAAUACUGCAAUCUCGUCCUUGGCGCAGCUCAAGCGCGUCCCGUUCAUCAAACGUCGCUUGUGGGUCUCCAUCCAGGACUCUGACCACCCACUGCGGUGUCUCUCUCCGCAGUCUAUUGCGGCCUUGCAUUCCUGGUCGGCCAUCUUGAGCUCCACACCCUGUGUUUUCAACAUCAAGCAAGCUCCGCUGCUGCAUCUGGUGGCUGAAGCAGAUGCCUUCGCGGAUGAGGUGAAGCAGUUUUUUCCAUCCCUGGAUGGCUCUCUACAGCCUCACAUCUGUGCACUUGAGCUCCUUGCUCAAUUCUGCCUUCUUUGGAUGGCUUCCGAGAUGAUACCGCGUGCACGCCGCCAGCUUACUGUACCGAUGCGCUCCGACAACUCCGGUGCGGAGCUUGCAUCCGUGAAAGGAAUGUCAUCUGUCAGGAUCCUGGGCGAGGUCCUUCUUGCAUUUCUUGACUUUCAGCGCAGGAAUGGCUUGCACGUUACAGGAAUGACCUGGCCGACGAGCUUAGCCGUCUUCGAGAUGCAUCAUCUCCUCUGCCUCAGUGCGACAGAAUGCAUCCACCUUUACACUUUCUGCUUCGCUCAGCAG
Messenger RNA from Symbiodinium sp. CCMP2456, 2316 nucleotides. The record is from the annotation of a GenBank genome assembly. NCBI's taxonomy places the organism in Eukaryota, Dinophyceae, Suessiales, Symbiodiniaceae.